AUGAGUAAAACGGCACAGGAAACAGUGAUUGUGAUACCGAUGGAAGAGGGUGAGCCACUGGGAGCUGUUCCCAAUGACAAACUUGUUAUUGUCAAGGUGCAGCCGGGUACUCUUGCUGAAGGCAAAUUGAAGGUAGGAGACCAAAUACUGAAGGUAAAUGAUACGGUGGUGCGAGACUGCAACCAUUUUUAUCAGUUACUUCGCUUUGCGCCGCCCGUUGCCUCAAUUAGUUUGAUCCGUGAUGAGAAGAAAGCAGCCGAAUUGGAGGCCAAAGUGCACAUACCGCCCGAACGUGCCAAGCUGAUCGUACGCCGUGAUGGAUACACUUACUUUUUAGUACGCAUUGACUGGAAGCCUGGAGGUAUGAAGCUUGGUCUGGGCAUCAAGCACUACCAGAACCGAGUGCUUGUGUCACGAUGCGAUCCGAAUUCGCUUGCGGCACAGCAUCUACUUGUUGGCGACCACCUUAUUGACAUCGAUGGUAGGCCGGUCACGGAUAAGGAUGUAUGCCGUGAGCUUCUUCUCAAGAGUCUCCAGGAACGCCAUUAUGUCACAAUGGUUGUUGAGCGUCCCGAAACGUUGGAAGCCCGGCACUGGGUUCAAAAUGCGCUGAUCGCAUCCGCAGCACAGACACCCUCAGUUCCGAUGAACAGUGACGUACGUGAAAUUGCUGCGCGUGAACGCGAAAGACUCAAAAAACCUACAGCGCCGAAGAAAAGCUGCAUGCGGAAAUCAAAUGCACCCGGGAAGAUGGUGAAUAUUAACGAAAACAAAGCAUCCGAAUUUAUUAUUGCUAGCGAUAACGAGGGCAAAGUACUCCGUCACGUACGACGCUGA
Messenger RNA from Gongylonema pulchrum, 837 nucleotides. NCBI's taxonomy places the organism in Eukaryota, Metazoa, Nematoda, Chromadorea, Rhabditida, Gongylonematidae. The record is from the annotation of a GenBank genome assembly.